CGGCGCGCACACACCGAAUUCACGACAAUAUACGUAUCUCAGUGGUACAAUUGUAUGUGAGGUUUUUAGCGUGAACAAAAUACAUGUAAUAUUCGAAGAAUAAAGGAAAGUAUACAUGUCCAUAAGGAAGCCGAAGUCGAAACGUUCCGGAAAAUCGAUUUCAAUUUUUAUUUUACAAUCGCCUCAUAUCACCACCGGAAGUGUUUUUGGGUCGUAGGUUACAAUCGAAGCUAAUCCAUGCACAGCUUGAUGAGGUAACAUCUUGCCGGACAUGUAGCCACACAUCUGAUCAAGGAUGGUAUAUCAAGAGCUAAUGCAAUCGUCCAGUCAUGUUACCAGUCUAGCUUCGUCCCUGUACCAGCUACAGCAGCGGGGUUACAUCUGCGACUGUACCAUCCAGACAUGCCAGGCAAACCUUAACGUCCACCAGGUGGUGCUGCUGGCAAGUGGCAGUCCUUACUUUCGAAAACAAUUGUGUCGAGUGACUAACACUGGUCAGGUGGAUUCCAGUUCUGUGCUUCUCAAGGAUCAGGACUUGUUUGUUGUUCAGGCUGUUGUCCAGUUUAUGUACACGGGGGAGAUGUACAUAACGCCAUGUAAUGUGGACAAAGUUUUCAAUGUGUGCAGUCUAUUGGGACUCGAGGAGGCUGUCAAACUCUGUCAGAUGUUCAGACAGACACAUAAAUGUAGUACUGACCAGGAAACAUUAAAGGAAACUGCAGAUUCAGGCCUGGAAUCUUCUAUGCUUAAAGAAAAAAGUUCUCUAGAGGUGCAAAAACAUUUUAGAUCAGAAAACAUUGUCCUACAGAAAAAUAUCAUAUCUCGUGCUGCUAAGAACGAUGUCACAUUCGUUGACAUGGCGCAACCUAACAUUCCUUCUUCAACUAGGCGUAGAGAGGGAAGUGACAAGGGGAAAAUUGAUACAAAUUUUAACCUUUCUAGAUCUGAUGAGGGCAACAAUGAUAACUCUGAUAUCCAAACUAAAGAAUUCUGUGAGGAUGAAGAUGGCAAACAAGAGGCAGAAUAUGCAGCCCCUCUUCUCAGAUCAACUGCAGCUCGAGCAAACAAACCUGACUCAAAAUCUCAACAGGAUUCUAUUAUUCUAAGGUCUCAGAAAGCAAAAUGUUCACUUACAAAAUCUGAUGAUGUAAAAACAAUACAUAAAGGGUUUCGAAGUGGAGAUGAUUUGAAUGACAAUAAGAGCCAAGGCAAAGGAAAACGGUUCAAUAAAAAAAGGAAAACUAUGGAAGGGAAUAUUUCUAAUGAUCUUGAAGAUGGAAAACAAACAAAAAUAUUAAGACUGACACCGAAAGGAAACAUUACUGAAAGUAAUAAUGUAGAAGAUAUAUGUAGGAGCUCAAGUGUAAGAUGCGAUCUAACAAAAACAAGUGAAAAUUUAACUCAUGACCAAACAUUUAACCCAACUACAAGCAACUCUGGCGAGAAGCAGAGAGGCCAGUCGUUUGUUUUGAACUUCUGUCGAUUCUGUACAAUCAGGUUUACGGACAAAGAGAAGUUCCAGGAACACAAGAAAGAGUUUCAUUUGUUUACAUGUGAGGUGUGCGGAUGGAGCAGUAACCGUGGCCUUAACCUAGCCUCCCACAUGUACAACCAGCACGCCAUCCACCACAAACCAGAGAAGUACCCACUCCACCGAUGUGACCAGACGGGUUGUGAUUUUAAAUCCAUCUUGAAGCAUAACAUUACUGUCCACAAAAAGAUCCACUCAGAGGAGCGCCAGUUUAGAUGUGACUUGUGUGAGGCAAGCUUCAAGUACAAGUCACAGUUAAAUUGCCACAGGAAGACACACAAUCCUGAUAACCUCCCCUUCAGGUGUGACGUCUGUGAAAAAGCAUUUCCUCGUAACUCCCUGCUGAAUGCCCAUACUAAAAACGUCCAUCAACGGGAUGAACUUUGUCACCUCUGUCCAUGGAAGAGUUCCUCUCGUCGAGAACUUCACAUCCACCUUUUCCGUGUCCACAACAUGCCUUUGCCUAAGAACUUCAAAAUAUUCCAGUGCAAUGUCUGUGAUUACUACACUUUCACCAGUAUUGGACACAGGAGCCAUAUGGACCUACACACUGGGAAGAAGUACCAAUGUAAGGAAUGUGGCAAGUUUCUUGGCACAGAAAUGCGGCUGUAUGUCCACGAGCGCAAACACAAAACUGAUGUGAAAUUUAAAUACUGCUCCUACCCUGAUUGUAGCUACAAAAAUAAGUCAAAAGCUUCAUUGAAAAUUCACCAGGACGCAAAACAUUCUGACUAUAAACCAUUCCUGUGUCACAUAUGUGACUUUCGCUGUAAGGUGAAGGGUAACCUGGACAAACACCUGCGUGGUCGUCACAACAUGGAGGUGAUGACUAUCACCAAACUCUGGGACAAAGUCAUGACAACUGGUCAAGGUUACAACAGCAUCGUCCAUCGGCUCAAAUCUUUCAAAAGUAGAGGGGCUAUUGGCAUGGCAAACGAAGGAGACUCAGAGACAGAAAUGGAUCAAAAUCUCAUAAUUAGGAAGGAAAGUAAGAUAGACAGUACUCCAGAAGGGUCAGAUGGACUCACUGGCCUUGUUGUGCAGGAGGGGACAUACACACAAGCAGACGCAUUUGUAGAUGGUGACAGCUAUAAACAAAUAAAGCAAUGUUUGGCUGAGGAGGAUUACACUGGAAUUCAUGUAACAAUUGGAGAAAGAGGCUGCACACAAAUGGUGACAGCGGUGGGAGAGGGUGAUAACAAACAGCAGGACCUGCAGCAUACAGCAGACAAUGAAAUAUUGUAUUCAAAUAUAGGCAUUUCCUUAAGUGCUAAUGGAUCAGAUCAAUUUGCAUUGGGUUUCAAUCAGAAUUUUUAACCUUCAUUAAUAUAUCAAUUAUUUGCCAGAUACAAUUAUUGAGCAACAUGUGAGGAUAUUGAGCAUGGACAGAAUAUUCGGAACGAUAAAUGCUGAUACAUAUUGUAAUAGACAUUUUCGAAGGAUGCAUGAUCCCAUCAGCUUUUCUGCAUUUUCUUGCUUGUUUUAUCCACAUGGCUGAUCAAGACGUUUGAUUUCAAGGGAAAGUUUCAAAACAUACAAUUUUGAAUGUGAAUACCAUAUCAGCUACCUCUGCAGACAAAACACUGGAGAAUUAUUAGAAAUUACGAUGGCUUAUUCCGCUUUAGGGAAUAAAUACGACAUAUUCUUGUUCAUUUUAGCGCAACUUGCCCAAAGGGCCAUAUGAGUUUACACCAUGGCACUUUGUCUGUUCAACACCUUUAUCUUUAAUUUGCAAGUUGUCCACUGAAUGGGGUCUGGAACAUUGUUAGGCCAAGGGGACUUGAAUUUGAACGAAUUGAGGGUGUGGCAGAGGCAAAGGAAUAUUUACAUACGCGUAAACCUUCUCGCCUGUACAAAAAGGUGGGGUUUUUUUCAAAUUUUAUUUGCAGCAUCCUUUGGCAAAUUGAAUUCAGUUUUGUAUAUAAAGAGCGUGUGGUUUUAAUGAGAGAAAAGGGGUUGUGUCCAAUUAAAGUACAGGUCAACCUUAAAUCUAUCUGAUAUACCAAACAAAGAGAUUUUAACCAAAAUUGCUUUGGACCAUGUUUUGGCCAAGGUGACUCGAUAUGUUUAGUAAGUGUGCCUACACCUUUGAGAUUGUUUUGGUAUCAAGGUGGAAAGACAUGCCACAUAUCUAACAUAGUAUAUAGAAUACAUUUAUAAAAUGCAAUACCUUUAUAUGCGAAAUAAAUCAAGGACUGUAUUUGGA
Mizuhopecten yessoensis (Yesso scallop) is the source of this 3737-nucleotide messenger RNA. RefSeq names its product zinc finger protein 37-like. The record is from RefSeq and is a predicted model, not a curated record. Gene Ontology annotation, molecular function: RNA polymerase II transcription regulatory region sequence-specific DNA binding; DNA-binding transcription factor activity, RNA polymerase II-specific; protein binding. NCBI's taxonomy places the organism in Eukaryota, Metazoa, Mollusca, Bivalvia, Pectinida, Pectinidae. Gene Ontology annotation, cellular component: nucleus. The transcript is spliced from 8 exons. Bases 296 to 2848 code for a protein of 850 amino acids. Gene Ontology annotation, biological process: regulation of transcription by RNA polymerase II.